AUGAGGUAUUCGGUUGUUGACACAGACUUCGGUGAUGAUGAGACAAAGAACUUUGGAAAGCGAGAUGAGUUCGCCAGCCUAGCGAGCCUUUACGAAAUAAAAACUCUCGCUACAGUAUCAGGCGACUUUGAUAAUACGGAAAAUGAAGAACCUGGACUCGAAGUAACUCCCCCUAACGUAAUCUCGGAAAGCAAUGAACAGUGGCUGGCAAUUGCCAUUGGGGACGAUGUCUCGGUGUUUUCUAGCAAUUUUGACCUGGUGCAUCUGUUCAUUUUGCCUUUUAAAUCCGGCACUAAUAUCCGUGGCAUUGGUUGGUUAGCUGACAGUAGCAUUUUGGCGGUGGUGUCAGCUUCGAUGGAGAUCACUUUUGUGUCCGCUGAGCUCAAAGCGCCUGUCAUGACAAUGAGUUUGCCAUCGUCUACCCCUUGCAAGGAAACUGUCCUUAUUACCUCAGAUGUUGAAGGCGGCACUUGCUACCUCAGCUUGACUCAUGAAAGUGGGCAGACAUUCGUGAUGCGAAUCAGUAACUGGACUCAGUUAGCUCAUGCCAACAAAGAGACUUUGGAAAAAUGGUGUGAAGAGUCACUAAGCAACGCCGAGACUACGGUCCUAAAGAGCAAGUACAUGCCAAAGAACAUCGUUAGCGUAGCAAGUUCUGUGAUUCUGGUCUCUCAAGAGAAGGUUCCCCUCCAAUUAUCGAUGGCAAAGAAGUCCCUUGAAUUCGAAUCUUUGGGAGACGCCGAGACAGCUGAUUCUUAUGUAAGAGUACGUAGCUGCAGCAACGGACGCUUUCUUGUGGGGCUGACCGUUGAUGGGACUAUCGUUCUGACCGAUUUGUGGACAUUCACUACCCUCUGUAGAAAAAGCAUCAGGACAAACUCGAAUGAACGUUUCUUCGAUUUUAUGUUCGUUGAUAAGCCUGGAAUGAAUCCAAAAAUUGGUACAAUCGCUACAGUUGUGCAAUGCGGCGAUCAUGUAGAGAUGCAAGUUCGUUCCAUGAAGUCUCUUGAAGUCGCAUAUCGUGUUGCCGUAACCGAAGGGACUUCACUUUUGCCAGUAUCGAAGACUGCCGAUCGUGUGAUUUUGCUUGUAGAGCCUUUUGGGACUAAAGUUCUAACCGAAGGAGACACAGUAAAAGUGCGAGAAAUUGUCGAAUCUCAACCGGAAAUGAAGUUCCAAAGAUUGUUAAGUCGAAAUCAGCUGGACCAAGCGGAAGAGUUUGCCAAGCAGUUCAAUCUGGACGUACAGAGGGUCCACGUGGCAAAGAUGAACUUCUUAUUCUCACAAGCUAUCAUCAAUGGCUCGGACGAGAACUUUGAAAAGCUGAUGAAGUCUUUCGAAGCCGUCAAAGACCACAAUAUGGUUGGCGAGAUCUGCUUCUCUGGUGCUACAACCUUCGACAAAUAUGACAGAAUUAUCAGUCUUCUAGCUUGCGCAAAGAAGAGAGCAGUCACUGAUGCUGAAACUAUCGAUCGUUUGGCCAGGGCUUCCUACAUCUUAUCCACUUACCGUCUCACACUGGGACCUGAAAAUGCUCGUUUUGAUGGAGAUUCCGCUUGGCAGAGCUUUAUAGCUGGGGUAGAAGGAGAAGGAGAGUGGUGCGAGCUGUUUUUCGAAAUGCUCAGAAAUGGGCUGGUGAAGGAAGCUAGAAUCUUGUGGAAUCGACACUUCAAUCACAUUGCUACAUGUUUCAAUGGUGUAGAUAAUGAAGAGCUAGCCGAAGGAAACUUGGAAAAUUUCUUCGAAAUCUUGCGAGCUGUUGUACUUAAGAAGUUGAAUAUAUGGCGAGACGUCAUAGCCUUCCUAGAGUUCGAUUUUGUUCCUGUGUGUUUGUCGAAGAUGUCUAAAGAGAUAUGCAUAUUGCUUGUUGAUUUUCUGCUUACUCUUGCCCAUGAUCUGGAGACAUUGGACGCAGAAAAAUUCCCGCUAAAUGCUCUUCACGCAACAUCGACAUUUGAGCGAAUUUUGUUGAAGCAAGAUGAAGAGACCAUUACCGGUACUCGUCAGGCUGAACUAGCCUAUGUUGGUUGCCAGCUUCGUUCUGAUGCUCGCGAUAAUGUUUCCAGAUUAGCUGAGCUUGAUAUAUAUUCAGCGAAUCUCAAGGAGAUUCAUAGAUUGAAGACGGUGUAUGAUUGCUCUCUCAGUUACAACACGUUUGUGGGACUUACUUGCGAACAAAUUUGCCACCAAAUUCUUCAACAGUCUGUUCAAAAUCCAAAUUUCAUGAAGAAGAAUGUUGAAAGAUAUGCAAGGCAGUAUAUGGCUGAGCAUAACCUCGAGCCUGACGAAACGCUCUUCCGCUAUGUUGAGGCAGAGUCUUCUCGCUCUAAAAACCUUGUCGGGCGGUCCAGCGCUUGGCACGACCAAUGUCUGUUGGUCAGUGAAACCAUCGAAAGUCUCUCAAUAAGGUGCAAAGCUGUUUGCAUGAUAGCAAAGGGAGCUCACUUGCCAUGGAGUAGACGAUUAUCUGAGACCGUUCAAACAGUGUUGAAGAAUCCUGCCGUUGACAACGACAUCAAGAAAUCUUUGGAGUUCAUCUGUCGCAACGCGGAGAUGGGUCAAAUGCUAAUGUCAUACUCAACCCCCUUAGGAAUGCUAGAUGCAGUCCUAGCGUCUGAAUACAAUUUUAUGAAAUUUGUGCGAUUUAUGUUCACUCAUGAUAGAUACGAAAUUUCUCAAAGAUUCGCGGAUGCGGUCAAGGUAGUGAACACCUAUUGUCAGCUACACGAGAAGCAUUCUCCGCAAAUUUUGCUUCCUCGUGUGUACGUACUUUACGCUGAACACCUUCAAAAGACCGAAACGAAUUCCACUGUUCUACAAUUUCUGGAAGAUGUCCGGGCAGAGAAAGGUGAACAAUUUCUUGUCAAUGUGGCUUCGCAGUUGAUUGACCAUUGGAAACGUCAGAUUGACAGUUCUGUUGAAGUGUGGACGGAGGCAUCGCUAACUAGACGAAGUGGGCUUCUAACGGCUACAAAGAGCGUGAUACUGAGAUUCAUGGGUAAAGACGAACAUAACAUGGAGAUAUAUGAAACUCUGUGCUCUAUUCAGAAACUACAGGAGAAGUAUAACAUGUAUGUCAUUACUCCUCAGCUCGAAAAUAAAGAAUGGAGGAAUGCUUCACUGAAAGAUUAUAUCGUCCGUGAGGAGCGAACGUUGCUUGAGGUCAUCGCAUUUUCGAGGCUGCUUCGCAUGACACGUGAUGAGGCUAGCAGAUUGUCUAUCAAACUUGCCAUUGACUCUGGUAAUCCACUGGGGACGCUGACAAUCAUCAGGGAUGCUCUUCGAAGUGUCCCGAAUGCUUCACCUGAACUCGCUGAAGCUUGUGUUCAUGGCUGUGAGUUUGUCCUGUGGCGCUUGCAGGAAGCUCUUGCGGGUGGUUCAGAACCGGUACAAGAAGCAGAGAUUGUGGAUCAGGCUGUUGACUCGGUGGUAAUUCUUUCGCGAGUUCUUCGCAUACUUGAACCGGUCACUGUUCAUUCUUUGGCUCUCCAGGAGUCUGUCACGAGAAUGUAUGGUUAUGUUGGCAUCUUUAUGCAAUUGGUCAAUCAGUGCAUGCUAGAUGAUACUACCAGCGACACUACUAGCACUAAAGAAUCCUCCAAAAGCGAUGAAGUCACCAACGCUGAAAAUCGCAUCUACGGGGUGCGUCGUCGCGUAGGUGUCUACCAAAUGCGAAAUGAAGGUCCGUUGUUUUCACGUCUGGAGGCGAUGACUGGCAUUGCAGCUGUUGCCCAGAGCGUUGUGCGCACGGAAAAACUUGAUGGAGAAACUAGGACAAGACUGUAUGCAGAACAGGCAACAAAAUGGAACGAUUUGUUUAACUUUUUGUCGCUUUCUAACCAGGAUCUGCUCGAAUUUCAAGCUAGAAUUUAUGCUUCAACUUUGCCUUGCUUCACGGAUGGACACAUCGACGAACUCGGUCGUGACUGUGGGUUGAGAACUUCAGUAAGAAAUGUCUGUCUUCGAGCUCUACAACUUCAUCCCUGUGAUCUUUGGACACCUUGCACACUUCUUUCAUCCCUCUCCUCACAAACUAUUGAGGAGGUGGUGCUGGAGUUACGACAAGUGCUGACCAACAGGAAGUCUCCGCAGACCAUGAUUAAUUUCUUGCGUACAGUCCAGUAUGCAUCGAUUCUCACCGGAAACAAUGCACAUGCAAAGAUGCUAACGGAUACUUUCAUCAAAACGCUUUGGGCAAAGAGGUUAGGCAAGGCUGGUCUUUCCCCUGCUUUACCAAGAAAAUCUAUCGAUAUUGCUAUUGGCGAUUUUGCUAAACACAAGCUGGAUCCAAAUGUUGUAGUCGAAUAUGUGGAUGUUUUCUGUGGUGAACAUCAGCUGCAAGAUCAGCUUCUCAAUUAUGCUAUCGAACUAGUGCAGUUAGCGUCAGCAAGCCGAGAGCAGCACGAAAUCAAUGCCUUUUUGGAAGUUGCACAUCAAGCAAUGAAGGUGAACGAAAUUUCAAUUCCUCCAGAGAAGUCAUUCGAAGCUUUCCGAAACAUUCUUUACACAGUUUGCCCGUACAAUUACAAGGUUCUAUCCUUUAUCAUCAACCACUUAGCAUCGGUUGCAAAGGAAGAUGAAAACCUUGUAUUUGUCAAUGGAUGUAAUUCGAUACUCGAUUUCAUUAUGGAAACAAAACGGCAAAAUCCUAUCAGCAAAACGGAGCUUGUAUGGUAUACAAAUCGCGAGAAGCAGAUGGUCAAUGACAGAAAGGACUCAACGAUAGAGAACUUUGGUGCAUACUGUAGAUGCUACUUUGAACAAGGAACUCGUCCUGAAUCAGCCAACAACACUGCUUCGUCAUUUACUGAGGAAAACCAGGAAAGAAAUUUGUACGAGCGUGACACACUUGUCAUGGCUAUGCCAGCUGAGGCUGAAAGACGCCUGCCAUUCCAUCCGUUCCUCUACCUGGCUGCUGCUGAUGUUGAAAAGUUCCUAGUCCCAGUGAUAGAAAAGGAGCUGGAUAUCUACAAUGUUCUUAACUGGCAAGCUGUUUUGCGAACCGUAGCUUGGUUGAGAACAUCGCCAAACUUUUCGCGAUCACAUUUACUUUCGGUUGCGGUGGGAAGAAUCAGCGCCGAAGUAAUUGCAAAGGGUCAAGAGCUUUCUCCCACGGAACAAAGCACUAUACAGCAACUUCUUAUGCAGUCACCAUCUCGUAAUGCAGUAGUUUCCUGCGUAGCAAUGUGCUUCAAAAAAUUGCCAUUAUGUGAGACAAAAAUACGACUGUUGGAAAUGGGCAGGGAUGUUGCGCAAAGCUGGCUUACCAUGCCUGACAUUGAACCGGCUAUGGACGCAGCUGAACGUGUUGCCAUUGAGGAGCAAGUUUCACGGCUGAGCAUGGCUAUAGAAAAGUACGAUACGGAGCUGAUCUUGAAGAAGUCUGGUCUUUACAACGAAAAGACAUGUGAUCUUAUCGAAACUCCUCCUGACUUGAUUGGUUACAUCUACACCAAUUGCAUAGAUUGGAAGUCUGCAAAAGAUCGCGAAAAGAAAAUGGUCGUUGCCGAACAACUUGCAAAGGCAAAUCAUCUCAGAAACCUUCAGCAGAUACAAGAAGAAUUGGCAAUGAGUUGGUUAAUAGCGGACAAGGUUGAUGACGCUUAUGCGGUGGAUCCGAAUGAUACUAUGGGAAAUAUGGCUGCGGAUGUCGCCAUCAGUGGCUCAGACGAGAAUGAAUUGUUUUUGUUGCCAUUUUUCGAUGUCACAGUUGACAGAAUUGUAUAUAUUCUGAAACUCAUCAAUAUGGACAAGAUAAUGGGAGAUUUGAUCACUUACCUGCGUAGGGAUGCCUCUACAGUAGCCGGAGGCUUCAGAACCAUAGUUCGUGCUGCAUGCGUCUUGUUACGCGCAUAUACAGAUGCGCAGCUAAAGAAGGCUAACUAUGAUCAUCUGAAGAUCUGUGUGGACCUGGAUGCUGUGCUCUAUGGCAGAUUGCUCGAUCUGGCACAUGUGGAUAUUCCUUUGGACACCUUCCGCAGACAGGACAAAUCAAAUGUUGUGCGUAGUCUUGUAGCCCCUGGUACGCGGUGGACCCCUCAACUUGCUUUCCUUGUGGCAUCUCUCAUUGUGGAUAAUGAGAUCGCUGACAGAUCAGUUGUGGAGGCCGUGUUGAACAGAUUACAAGCAGCGCAGAAACGGGAGAUGUUCGUGACGUUGCUGAUGUUCUGUCGACAAGAGAAAAAGCUCCAUCGAACGAAAAAUCUUAACAUGUUAUGGGCACGAGCCGUUGAUUGGUCUCUCGGUAGUAUUGAAAAUGUCACUGGAGAGCUGCGCGACGAGUUCGAAAAAUGGUUCUACUUUGCGAUCUCAUGCCCUGUUGAAGGAGGACGCGCAUUUGAUUCAAUCAAAAAUGCCCUGAAGGCUAGGAAUUAUACCUUGGCUGCGCAUAUGAUCGGGAUUGUUGGGUCGUUCACUCAGAAGUGCACUGAUAUCGACUAUGCUGCGAUUGAUCCAGAGCAUGAGUUGGUGUUUGACUGGACUACAGCUUUCAUGAAGCAUACGCCUAUGGAAGCUUAGAAUUUAAUUGGUUUGGUGUUUUCUACUUAUUUCAAAUAGCAAUAAUACAUCACUUUCCAUCACUCUCAUUUUAUUCUUUUUUUUUCAUUUUUCUGUUUGAUCCUCAUAACAAUGACUGAGCUGUCUGCCCAAUUUCAAGCAUAUCCUGUCUAUUUGUGUCUCCUCUUUUUGUAUAGUAUUAUUCUCUCAUACCGGUAGAUAUUUGAUGCCCGAUGCUCUUUAAAUAUGGAAUUUUAAGAACAGUGAUCUAUACCUGAGAUGUUACGAGUACUCCAAGUUUAAUAAAAUUCAGUACCGUUCGGAUCACACACCAGUG
Molecule: messenger RNA, 6835 nt
Organism: Cylicocyclus nassatus
Lineage: Eukaryota; Metazoa; Nematoda; Chromadorea; Rhabditida; Strongylidae
Source: the annotation of a GenBank genome assembly